Molecule: messenger RNA, 1237 nt
Organism: Panicum hallii
Lineage: Eukaryota; Viridiplantae; Streptophyta; Magnoliopsida; Poales; Poaceae
Product: auxin-responsive protein IAA1-like
Exons: 5
Coding region: 174-740 (188 amino acids)
Biological process (GO): regulation of DNA-templated transcription
Cellular component (GO): nucleus
Molecular function (GO): protein binding
Source: RefSeq, a predicted model, not a curated record
ACCGGUGACCGCACCCGCCUCUAACCUCCGCCUCCGCCUCCGCCAACCCCGCCUGCUGCCGCUCCCGGCUCACCGCCCAGCGUCACCGACACGGAGAGAAGCCACCGCCGCCGGCCCGCCGCCAGCCGCGACCGGAGAGCCAAUCCGCGGACCACGCCGACCGAGCACCCGCCAUGUCCGAGGAGCCGGCGCGGAGCUCCACGGAGUCCUCUGCGGCGUCCUCGGGGCUCGACUUCGAGGACACCAAACUCAGGCUCCGCCCCCCGGGCUCCGACCCCGACCGCAAGCGCGCUGACUCCACCUCCGACCCGGCCGACCGCGCCCGCAGCCGCUCCCCGCGCGCCCACGACGCGCCGCCGCCCUCCAACAGGCCGCGGGUGGUGGGGUGGCCGCCGGUUCGGCGCCGGCCAAACAAGGUCAAGUUCGUCAAGGUGGCCGUGGCCGGCGCGCCGUACCAGCGCAAGGUGGACCUCGAGGCGUACGCGGGCUACGACCAGCUGCUCGCCGCGCUCCAGGACAAGUUCACCGCCCACUUCACCAUCCGCCGGGGGGCGAACGAGGAGAUGGAGCUCGUCGACGUCGUGAGCGGCGCGGAGUGCGUGCCGACGUACGAGGACAAGGACGGCGACUGGAUGCUCGUCGGAGACGUCCCCUGGAGAAUGUUUGUGGAAACCUGUCAACGUCUUCGUCUGAUGAAAAGCUCCGAGGUGGUUAACUUGGCGCCAAGAGCUGGCGAAUGACAGUGUGAGGCACACCCACUCUCCUUUUCUACGGACUGGUUGCUGAGGUUGGUCUUGUGUGUGACAGAGAGAAACGUGUACAGCCUUCGACUUCUACUUUGGGUUUUGGUUCCAGCACGAGCUGAGAAAAGUUUGUAGCCUGUAGCAUCACCAGUUAUUGGUGCCUACAUACAUAUAGGCGAGCAAGAUGUUUAUGCUUUUGAAAUACACCUAUAGUUUGUCAUAUGACGAAUAAGACCAGGUUGGAGCCACCCCCCUGUUCUUUUCCAUCCCGUGUGCUAGUUUUCCAGAUUUUGUGAUGUUGCGAUGCAGGUAAGGCCCCCUGGUAUGGUAGCGCUAGAACACUUCAUAUGGUGUAACGGUUUUGCUCCGAGUUGUGUUUAUUGAAUGGUACACUAUGUAUUGUCUGUCUAUUGUUCUUCCUUUCUUCUGUCGGCUCUUUUUUUUUCCUUCACUUUUGACUAAUUCUGUUCAUAUGAUAAGCAAGAAUUCAUCUA